UACCGGCUUGAAUGUUCUGGAUGAUCUCUGUCGCAUCGCACAAUGUGAUUGUGAGUUCCUUCUCAGACAAAAUGCCACUUGAAGCAGGCACCCCCGUCACAUCUUUCUCGGUCGUCUCAAGAAGAUACCGAGGUAGUCGCCAUGCCUGAGGUAUCUUUGCAUUCAGAGCUUCCUGCGAUCUCUAUGGAACUUGGACUCAGCGACCUCCUUCGAGUACUUCACACUACACGUCAUGGAUGGUCUUACCUCUGCUAUAGCCUUCCAUUCAGAACUGGAUCCCAUGGUCAAAAGCCGGGCUUACAAGGGUUGGUCGCUGUGUGCGCCGGACUGGCUGAAGGACUAUUCGGGCUAAUAUAAUGCUCUGCGAAUUACCUAAGCCACAUUGGUCUCGACCAGCAGCAAGACAACUCACCCGUUGACGGUGACAUCCGUCUCCAAGUAUUUCAACUUCUUCCUUGACGACUUCUUCUGGUAUCUUGAGCGUCCGUGCCGGUUUUCCGCACAACAGGUGGAUACCACCGCAAACGGCUUUGUCCGCCUCAACACUUCGACGAAUCGGCGACAUACACAGCACCUUUCAUUAUUAUAUAUAUUUCACAUUGCGCAGCUUCCGAAACGCCGGCAAUCACCCUCCCUCCCAAUGGAUCACUCUGCAGACUUGCAGUCACCGGUCGCGGGGCGUCAUCCAUACCUUCGGCCUGUCAAGAGAGCUUGCGCGGACUGUCAUGCUCGUAAGGUCAAAUGUGAUGGAGCCACGAAUGGGUUUCCUUGCAGCAAUUGCAAAUCAGCCCAGGUCGGAUGUGUUGUUGCCGAACGGAAGAAGCGCACGCCCAAAAUAGGUAAAGCUCCGCCUAGGCCAUUGGAAAAGACCAGGACAGACAAUCCUGUACCGGAUGAUGAGCAUCAUGAGGAAGACGAGGACGUUUUCGACACUGUAGCCGCCGAACCUGCCACCAAAGAAGCAGAAUUAGCCAAACAACAUCUCGUCGACUUCUUCAGCCAGGAUCUCCAGGGCAACCCUAUCAAGGCCAGGUCAAUCUAUGUCGGCAGCGAGCUAUCCAACCUGCACUAUCUUACACGGCAAAGGUCUGCCGAUCAGCAUGUCUACCACUACCCCUGUUCCAAUAUCUAUGUCCCACGUGUCUUCCGAAAUUCGCAGGCCCCUGCUACGCCCAAUCUCAUACCGAAGGAUGCGUUUGUCCUUCCGCCCGCGCAUGUCUCGGAUGUUUUGAUUGAAGACUACUUCAAUCACAUACAUACAGGGCUUCCAAUCAUUGACAAGGACAAAUUCAUGAAAGAUUAUCACGACUCCAAUUCAGCCCCUUCUAUUCUUUUGCUGCAGGCUAUUUGCUUAGCUGGUAGCCAUGUGACGACUACUUUCAAAAACAACCAAGACUUGAAGGCUGCUUUCUUUCGACGAGCGAAAGCCUUAAUUGACGGUAGGUAUGAGGAGGACAGAAUGCACGUAGUGCAAGCUGCUCUCCUUCUCACAUGGUUCUCCGAUGGCGGAGACGAUAUCUGCGCAAACGCCUGGUGGUGGAUUGGUGUUGCCGCACGAACAGCCAUAGGACUGGGCAUGCACCGUGAUGUCGGGUCGAGCAAGAUGCCCGAGAACGACAAGUGUAUCUGGCGGAAGAUCUGGUGGUGCUUGAUCCAGCUCGACUGUCUUGUAUCCCUCUGUUACGGUCGGCCACAGCACAUAAACCUAGAUGACUGUGACGUGCCAUCUUUGCGUGCGGAAGACUUUGAUGCGUCAGCCAGCCAGGACCAGAAAAGCUUCGUCAUGGAGCACGCGCGAUUAUGUGCCAUUGUUUCAGAUCUCGUGCGAUCCCAUUUCUCCUUGAGAGCCAAACGGUCCGGAGUGAGUAGGAAAGAUUCUCUCCAAAAGGUUGACGAUGCACUGGCUGAAUGGUUUGGCGAUUUACCUCCCGGAAUGCGAGAACUACCCACGCCGGCCACAACAGACUACAGCCCACUACCAUCCUUGCUCCACCUUACGUACAACAUGGUGCUCAUACAGUUCCACAGGCCACAACUGGCUGGCGAAGGUUCCAGUCACUCUGUCGGAAGGGAGACAGAUGCCGAGAUUUGUGCAGAUGCUGCUUCCAACAUCAUACGGAUUUUCCAACAACUACGUUCAUAUGCAGCGCUUCGUUGUUGCUGGUUUUGGGCACCAAGUGCGGUCUUCACUGCAAUGCUGCAAAUCAAUCAGGAGCUCAAAUGCCAAAAUUCCAUCCUUGCUCUGCGUGCGAAGGACAAAUUCGAGUCUGGGUUGCAGUCCCUGCGCAAGCUGGCACGAUACUGGCUGUUUGCAGCCUCGAUUCUGCGGCUUUUUCAGACAAGCAAUAACGGAAACAAGCAAGUUUACGGCACGUCAGCUAAUGGUCAGAAGCCAAUUGCGGCUGCUGAGACCUUUUCCCUUGAUGAGGCUUCAACAAUAUCAACGGUGUCACCCAGGGAGGUGAUCGCCAGCAAUACCGUCCAGCCUGCUCGUUCAGACCAGCCUCAGUAUCAGCUUGAGGAGAUGGGAUGGGUUCAACCGCCGUCGUUUGCCGACCUGAGCACUACUAACAUGAAUCUAGAGGAGAAUCGGUGGCAGACUCAUUUGGACGACUGGCAGUCUCUGUAUUGGAGUGAUCCUCUUGCCAAUAUAUGUCUGGACGACAGCUUUGGGGUUUUUCGAUUCGAAGGCUUUUAAUGUCAUGUCAAUGUCUUCUAUGGUCGAUGCUACGGAUGUUAUCCCAAUGCCGGCCUGCCUUCUCUCCGCAUCGCAUCAGGAGUUGCCGCAUCUGGCCACCAAGUGUGCUAAGGAGCGAAUCCUCAAGCGAGAUCGGCUGCCUGAGGCCCCGUCGCAAACUUCAGUGCCGCAAUUGCUUCGAUCUCAAACUUGAGUUUAGGGUUGCCCAACUUUGCCACACCUAUCAAGGCCGUCCCUGGCUGGUGGCCAUCCAAGAAGUUCAGCAAUGCAUUGAUGUGCACUGGACGAAUUGAAAUGUCUGCUGUGAUCAGUAUCUCCAUUUCUGUCGGGGAAUCGUUGACACUCACCAUAGUCGACGAUGUAAUAGGUCAACUUCACGAUGUCUUUUGGAGUGGCUCCAGCUUCAGCCAGCACGUCCUUAAGAUUGUUGAUGGCGGCAACAACCUGCUCUUCAUAAGAGUCCGGUAUCGUCCCUUGGGGAUCAAUUGUCCCUAUCUGACCGGCAGUGACGAUAAUGUCGUGCCCGGCAGGAAUAACGAGACCAUGUGAGAAGGGCCCACUAGGAGCAACACUCGGAGGAUUCAGCAGUCGUAAGGACAUUUUGUCUCGCCAAGAUCGGGAUGGUUGGUGUGUAUAGAGUGGUAGCUUGCUGCUGAGAUUCGGCGGUGCCUCUGGCGAGCUGUGAUCCGACAAAACCGCGCUUCUUAUCAAUGGACCUCGGUGCAUCUGGUUGGAGCACUACCGUGCAUGCAUACAUACUAGUAUCGAGAUCGCUUCUACAGUAGUCAGAAUACCGAAAUACCGGUCGGUCCCCCGGAUUUUCAGCACAGACACCAAUAUCACUGGACGUUCAUGGGCCGUGAUGGGCCCAUAAUGGACCCACAACGGAAAGGUGCUUUGGUAGACAUGCUGAUAAGCUCUAACUAGAGAG
Messenger RNA from Exophiala xenobiotica, 3629 nucleotides. RefSeq lists its product as uncharacterized. Gene Ontology annotation, biological process: regulation of DNA-templated transcription; DNA-templated transcription. The transcript is spliced from 2 exons. Gene Ontology annotation, molecular function: DNA binding; zinc ion binding; DNA-binding transcription factor activity, RNA polymerase II-specific. NCBI's taxonomy places the organism in Eukaryota, Fungi, Ascomycota, Eurotiomycetes, Chaetothyriales, Herpotrichiellaceae. The record is from RefSeq and is a predicted model, not a curated record. The coding region runs from base 641 to 2698 and encodes 685 amino acids.